AUGGCGAGCGUUUCCUUGCCCAGCGGAAAACAGCUGCUCUCGCAGGGGGAAUUUGCAAAAUGGUGGGAGGAGCAGCGCGAGCUGCGCGAGAAGGGUCUUUGCUUUUUCGAUGCGCUGAGGAAGCACCUAGCACAGCUUAUGGGCCUCAGUUUCAGGCAGUUGGGCUUGGCGGGUGGCACUGCGACUUUGGGGCCGGACAGCCCUUGGGACAACUCGCGGCCACUUGCGGCGGUAGUGCGGCAGCAGAUGCAGCUCAGUCAAGCGGACUAUGCUGAGCUGUUGGGAGCAGCUGACGUUGGGCAUGAGGAGAAGGUGCUUGAGUUCUUGGACAUGCCGUGCCAGCCUGACCCAGAUGAUCUGUUCACCACAUCAGCUUUGCAUGUUGCUGCUGGCCGUGGGAAUUUGCAGCUUGUCCGCAGCUUGCUGGAAGCUGGGGCGGACAAAGACCGGGAUGAUGGUGGCCAGUAUUUCUUUGGUGACAACUUGCGCCUGAGCAUGACUCCAUUGGGCAUUGCCGCUCUCCGAGGACAGGAACAGGUUGUCGAAUGCUUGCUGGGAGCUGGCGCUGACGCCAAAAAGGAGGACGACCACGGGAAAACGCCUUUGACGCAUGCUGCCUGGAAUGCACGCAUGACAAUAGUGCCGAUGUUACUUGCAGCUGGCGCUGAGUUUGACCACAACAACACAGAUUUGAUUGGUGCUGCGUCGUAUGGGCGCACCGCAUCUGUCCGCUGCUUGCUGAUGGCGAAGGCCGACCUGGACGUGGCGCGCCCGGACGGAGGGACAGCGCUGGCCUGCUCUGCUGGCGAAGGGCACUGGGAUGCUGUCCAUGUCCUGCUAGCGGCGAUGUCAGGGCAGGAGGACGCCGAAACCAAGAUCCGCGCCGCCGCCGCCUUCGUCGAGUCCAUCGACAAGCCCGCGCACGCCCGGCGACUGCGGCUGCUGCGCGGGGCGAAGGUAACGGUUCGGGCGAAGCUGCGGAAGCUUUGGCUCAAAAGUCGAUAG
Molecule: messenger RNA, 1005 nt
Organism: Effrenium voratum
Lineage: Eukaryota; Dinophyceae; Suessiales; Symbiodiniaceae
Source: the annotation of a GenBank genome assembly